This is a messenger RNA of Cryptococcus deneoformans JEC21, 1571 nucleotides long. RefSeq lists its product as hypothetical. Lineage: Eukaryota; Fungi; Basidiomycota; Tremellomycetes; Tremellales; Cryptococcaceae. Bases 320 to 1255 code for a protein of 311 amino acids. The record is from RefSeq and is a predicted model, not a curated record. The transcript is spliced from 4 exons.
CCGUCAUCUUCGAGGGACAUCAACAUCUCUAGCUCUGUGGGGAGCUUCGGCAGUGCUCAAGGGAGUCCCUUGCCAUCAUCAUCCUCCAGGCCUCUUUCCCCUUCACCAAACCUGAGAACUUUCUUCAUCCCUCAGCACCCCCCCCCCCCCAUCGUUACUCCGGUUUGGGAGCCUUUAACAAGCCUUGAGGGCAUUGCUUCUGCAGAGGCCCUUACUUCUCUUAUCCUGCAGGACCUGCAGGCCAUUAACCAAGGUAAGCGACAUAAUAAUAUUCCUCAAAAACUUCCGGGAAGGAGACUUUGAGUCUUCUUCAACCAUCAUGCGAGCCUUGGGGAAACAUCUCCCAAGGACAUUGGGAGAUGUCGCUGAGCAUCAAAACAAACUAGAUUGGCUCACCUCCUCCCUCAUCUCCUCGUUGACUUUAAUAAAAUGCUACCAACAAUCUUUAACUGACCUAAGGUCUGAAAUUCUAUAUUUAAAAGAAAAAAUAUCAGUGAUUCAAGAGGCACAGCCUCACGAUGGUGAGAACAGGCCCAGAAAGAAAUCCAAGGGCACACACUUGCCCGAGGUGGUGGCACUGGUCCACCGUAACGUCAGGAUCCUGUUGGGUUUGCCUCCUUGUGGGGGCAAAACACUUUACUCCCCAGAGGACUGGCCAGAUUAUGACCCAGUCCUCGCCCCUAACGGCUACUUCCAUGAUGGCGAGACAAAUGCCGUCAUCUGGAGGCCCAAUUGGGAAAAUUUAAAAUGUUCUUUUUUUUCGAAUCUAAUUAAUGCAGCUGUGGACGCCUGUCUGCAGGAUUCGUCUGUAAGCACGAUGCCCAGUCGGGAGCAGCUUAGCAGAAGAGUAAAAGAAUACCUAGAAGGUAUUUCAAAAAUGAAAAAGAAAACCAAAGAGGAAAGGGAGGCCAACCAGCUCCUUAAGACCAUUUGUGCCAGGGUAAACCCCUUGAGUACAUGGAUCUCAGCUAACUUUGAAAACACCCCCCUCGCCCACUGUCAUGAGAGUGAACUCAUUCAGACUGCCUUCAAGCGAGGGAUCCUAAAAUCCUUACUCCUUGUCGACCACACAGAGACGUCCGUUCAUGGUUUGUCUAUUACUCAAAACACAACCAACUCACAAGACGAUGAAGUCUUGACAACUGAUUCCAAUAAUUACGAUGAGUUUAAAGUCCUCUGCGACCUCUAUGAGCAAGAAAGGAUAGAUGUGUUGAACUGGUCUUUACUUAGCACCUUCGUACAAACAGUCUCGUAGAACAGUGUACUAGAUAGUGAUACAUACCUGGUCUUUACUUAGCACCUUCAUACAAACAGUCUCAUAGAACAGUGUACUAGAUAGUGAUGAGAAAGACCAGAAAGUUACAAAAAAGGAAUAUUAAUAAUGGUAUAGAGUCUGACCGAAAAUAGACCACGUAGUCAUCUAUCUAAUUAAGGAACUAGACUAGUGAACUCUGUCAAGAUGAGCCACGGUGGGUAGCGCUAGAAGUUUGGUGGUGGUCGGAUGUUGUUACGACUCGUCCCCAACAAGGUCCGGCCUUGGAGACGAGAUAGAAAGCCGUAGUUUAACUAAG